Messenger RNA from Bactrocera dorsalis (oriental fruit fly), 2436 nucleotides. RefSeq lists its product as uncharacterized. The transcript has 3 exons. The record is from RefSeq and is a predicted model, not a curated record. Gene Ontology annotation, cellular component: nuclear body. The coding region runs from base 926 to 1534 and encodes 202 amino acids. Gene Ontology annotation, biological process: positive regulation of DNA-templated transcription. NCBI's taxonomy places the organism in Eukaryota, Metazoa, Arthropoda, Insecta, Diptera, Tephritidae.
AUAAAUCUUAAUAAUUCUAUCGGUUAAUUGCCUUUGGGAAACUUAUGUACAUGUUACAUGUAAUUAAUGAUAUUGUUGCGAAUUUACUCCUUGCUAGUUUUACUUUACUGGGUUCGUAUCUCUGGAUUGACAAAUGAAACCAAAAGCCGUUUAAUUCACUUCAACUAAAUCUCUUUAUUUUACAACUCGUCUACACUAUAGCAGUUUACUCUUAGCACUGGAUGACUACGUUGGCGCUGCCACGGCUUAUAUAGCCACGCACUCCUCGCUGAUGCCGACGUGUCCUUCUAGAAUAUUGCGUCUGGAAACUACAAGAACACAAUGCAAUACGACGCCAAAUGCAGCUAUUGUUUAGACAAGCAGACAGCCGUGGUGCCAGACGCAACUAUUGUUUAAGUCGACCAGCAGAUAGCCGCGUCGCCAGAUGUCAACAACAAGACAAACACACGUAAUGCUAUUCCAUAUACAUACAGCUAUUGUUCAAAAUAAGGGAUGCAUAUAGCAAUACAAAUACAACUUAAUACUAUGUUCAGACCGACACCUAAUCACACGAUUUCGGCUGUUGCAUGGAUUAUCCCACUAAUCUUAUACUAUGUUCAGACCGACACUUAAUCACACGAUUUCGGCUGCUGAAUGGAUUAUCCCACUAAUCUUAAAAAUUUAUCAAGAUUUCGCCAUACAAAAAUGACAGUUCCAAAUCACUUCAUUGAAAUGAUUUGAAACUGAUCCUCGCUAAAUCUGUCCGUGCGACUCUGAUUUUGCGCAAUCUACUUGUCAGCACUGGAAAAAUACUAGUCAGCACUGGAAAUCUGUUAUUAUCAAAGCUGAUAUAGACACUACAAAAAUUGUAAACAAACAGUUUUGGUUGAUUUGUACUGCGACAAAAUAAAAUAAAUAUGGAAAUAACGCAAAAAAAAAAAGAGUUAUGUGGAGUGAGGCUGCCGAGGCCUACUUAAUAGAGGUAUGGCAGCAAAAAAUUCCCGAGCUGCGGUCAAACAGGAAAAAUAACCACAUUUAUGAGGAGAUGUCAUGCAUAAUGCUUUUGGCUGGACAUGAGUAUACGUCCACCGAAAUAAAAAUAAAGAUGCACAAUUUUACAAACAAAUACAGACAAGAAAAGCAGAAAAUUGGCCCAUCGGGUGGCUCCCCUAGUCAGUGGAAGUAUUAUGAGGCGGUCCACCAAACACUAGGCGGUUUUAAAAGUUUUUGUCCCGCCGAACUUGUGGAAGACAGUAUUAUGGUUGACAUGGACAUGGAGCCAAUUUACAUUGAGGCCGAUGCAGAAGCAGAGUCGCCGCUCUCAAGCCCAGGCGAUGGACCUUCAACGUCGCAUGGUUGCGCUCGGCCAUCGUCAAGCGAUGCUUUAAGAAAGAAAAAACCAACAAUAAUGGAAGAAAUAAAGGAAGAUUUAUUUAAGGCGACUAAGGCGAUGACGGAAAACGAUGAAAAGCGUCUUUCUCUCCUACAAGAAUACAUAAGCGAUUCAAAAGAAGUGAAGGACGCUUUCAUCGACUUCCUUCGUCGCCAAAAAUAGGUUUAAAAAUUUCUUUAAGUUUUAGUUUAAGAUAUAAGGUAACUAAUGAAAUGAAAAUGAAUUUAAUUAUGUUAAUGAAUAGAAAAUUUGUUUUUAAGUUUUAGUUUUAAGAUGUACAUAUAAAUGAAGACUGAAAAAUGAAAUUAAUUAUGUUAAUGAAUAGAAAAUUUGUUUUUAAGUUUUAGUUUUAAGAUGUACAUAUAAAUGAAGACUGAAAAAUGAAAUUAAAUAUAAAAUACAUAUUAAAUAUAAAAUUCAUAAAAUAUAUAAAUAUCUGUUUUUUUGUACAGGAAUUGAAUUAUGAGAUAUGUAAGUAUGAAUCGGUUGAGAUUUAAUAAUAUUUCAAAGUUGAAUGUAAUAACUCACCGAAAUACGAAACGAACGCUUGUCUUAUUUCCUCUGCUCUUGGGUUGAAAUUUCCACAAAUGUUAGAGACGUCUUCUGGCAACUGCCGAGAUUCAUUUUCGAUUUGUUGUGCUGCAAUCCACUUUUCAUUAAUUUCAUCAUUUUCCUCAUUUAAAAAGUUAUGCAAAACACAGCACGCUUUUAUGACAAUUUUCGUGUUGGCUAUGUGGUUAUCCAAUCCUUUUCCAACCCGUCUAAACCUUUCCUUUAAAUGACCGAAAGCAUUCUCCACCACUCUUCGGCAUUUCGAGAGUACAUAGUUGAAUUUUUUUUUAUCCAAUGAUUGGUUUACACAAAACGGGUACGGUUUCAUCAAAUGUUCAUCAAAUUUGAACGCAGAGUCGCCCAACAAAACGACUGGAACAUUAAUUGACGAUAUUUGUCUACUCAUGUCUUUAAAUAUAGUACAUUGUACCAACUCUUUUUUUAAAGAUGAACACUCAAAUAUUGAAGAGUCAUUACAACGGCCUGGACUACCAACGUUGAUGUAUAUAAAG